Messenger RNA from Dipodomys ordii (Ord's kangaroo rat), 2807 nucleotides. It is a transcript of the gene Sestd1, whose product is annotated as SEC14 and spectrin domains 1. The record is from RefSeq and is a predicted model, not a curated record. The transcript is spliced from 19 exons. Lineage: Eukaryota; Metazoa; Chordata; Mammalia; Rodentia; Heteromyidae.
CUGCCUCCUUGAGUUGUUUGUGCCCUUAAAUUCCUUCUUUGCAGUAUUUUCUCAUCUAUCAACACUUCAGAAGUUUUUCACUUGCGAUCUGUCUGCUCUUCUGACCAACCUAUUGAUUAUAGUGGAAGUAAAGAAGUGAAGUGAAAUGGAGGCCUCAGUAAUAUUGCCCAUAUUGAAGAAAAAACUAGCCUUCCUUUCAGGAGGAAAAGACAGACGAAGUGGCCUCAUCCUAACCAUUCCAUUAUGCCUGGAACAAACAAAUAUGGAUGAGCUGAGUGUCACUUUGGACUACCUCCUCAGCAUUCCAAGUGAAAAGUGUAAGGCUAGAGGAUUUACUGUGAUUGUGGACGGCAGAAAAUCUCAGUGGAAUGUGGUGAAAACAGUAGUCUUAAUGCUGCAGAAUGUUGUUCCAGCAGAGGUAUCCCUUGUUUGUGUAGUGAAGCCAGAUGAAUUCUGGGAUAAGAAAGUAACACAUUUUUGUUUCUGGAAAGAAAAGGAUAGACUUGGCUUUGAGGUUAUUUUAGUGUCUGCCAACAAGUUGACUCGUUACAUAGAACCAUGCCAAUUAACAGAAGACUUUGGUGGGAGUCUCACUUAUGAUCACAUGGACUGGUUAAAUAAGAGGCUGGUUUUUGAGAAGUUUACAAAGGAAUCUACAUCAUUAUUAGAUGAACUUGCUUUGAUUAACAAUGGAAGUGAAAAAGGAAAUCAAGAGAAAGAAAGGUAGGUGGCUUUAAGUUUUAUUACCUCAAUGUAACUACCUAAAUCUUUCGUUUGUAAAGGGCAUGAAUUAUUAUCUGAAUUACAACAGCGUCGAUUUAAUGGCUCUGAUGGAGGGGUCUCAUGGUCUCCUAUGGAUGACGAACUCCUUGCACAGCCACAGGUUAUGAAAUUAUUAGAUUCCCUCCGAGAGCAAUAUACUCGCUACCAGGAAGUUUGUCGGCAGCGUAGUAAGCGCACACAGUUAGAAGAGAUUCAGCAGAAGGUCAUGCAGGUUGUGAACUGGCUUGAAGGGCCUGGAUCAGAACAACUCAGAGCCCAGUGGGGCAUUGGGGACUCCAUCAGGGCUUCCCAGGCCUUGCAGCAGAAGCAUGAAGAAAUUGAGAGCCAGCACAGUGAAUGGUUCGCAGUAUAUGUAGAGCUUAAUCAGCAAAUUGCAGCACUCUUGAAUGCAGGAGAUGAAGAAGAUCUUGUGGAAUUGAAGUCUUUGCAGCAACAACUUAGUGAUGUUUGCUACCGGCAGGCUAGUCAGCUGGAAUUUAGACAAAAUCUCUUACAAGCAGCUCUUGAAUUUCAUGGUGUUGCCCAAGAUUUGUCUCAGCAGUUGGAUGGCUUAUUAGGGAUGUUGUGCGUAGAUGUAGCACCAGCUGAUGGAGCAUCGAUUCAGCAAACUUUAAAACUACUUGAAGAGAAGCUGAAAAGUGUUGAUGUGGGAUUACAAGGUUUACGUGAAAAAGGUCAAGGUCUCCUGGACCAGAUCUCCAACCAGGCAUCCUGGGCCUAUGGAAAGGAUGUAACUAUUGAAAAUAAAGAAAAUGUGGACCACAUACAAGGAGUGAUGGAAGAUAUGCAGCUUAGGAAACAAAGAUGUGAAGACAUGGUAGAUGUGCGAAGGUUAAAGAUGCUUCAAAUGGUGCAGUUGUUUAAGUGUGAAGAAGACGCUGCCCAGGCAGUAGAAUGGCUAAGUGAACUUCUGGAUGCUCUGCUUAAGACCCACAUCAGAUUGGGAGAUGAUGCUCAAGAAACAAAAGUUUUACUGGAAAAGCAUAGAAAAUUUGUUGAUGUUGCACAGAGUACUUAUGACUAUGGUAGACAGUUGCUACAGGCCACAGUUGUGUUGUGCCAGUCAUUGCGCUGCACUUCCCGAUCCUCUGGGGAUACACUUCCUCGUCUGAACAGAGUAUGGAAACAGUUUACAAUAGCAUCUGAAGAGAGAGUGCAUAGGUUGGAAAUGGCUAUAGCUUUUCACUCAAAUGCUGAAAAGAUUUUGCAAGACUGUCCAGAAGAGCCUGAAGCUAUUAAUGAUGAAGAGCAGUUUGAUGAAAUUGAGGCAGUUGGAAAAUCACUUUUGGAUAGAUUGACUGUUCCUGUAGUUUAUCCUGAUGGAACUGAACAAUAUUUUGGGAGUCCAAGUGACAUGGCUUCUACUGCAGAACACAUCAGAGACAGAAUGAAACUAGUUAGUCUCAAAAGGCAGCAGCUGGGACAUCCUGAAAUGGUGACCACAGAGAGCUAAUAGCUACAGACUUCCACAGAUCUGCAGGGCACACUCCCGCAUGUCGUCCACCACAGUACUUUAAGAUGCAUUUCACAGCUGGAUAAGCCUCAUUUCUUUCCCUGACACAUUUCACUCUCCAGGCUAACACCUCCCAACUACCAAGGCAUAAUUAUUUAACAUGCUUUGAGACCAUAUACUCCAGGUAUCUUAAAAGAAGGAAUUUGUAAAAGUUGCACUGAAAACUUGCUUUCAAGCUUUACCUGAUCUGUCAGUUAGUAGAUAAACAACUGAUACUAAGCUUUGAAUGGUGCUAAUAAGAAUUUAGGAAUUCUCUCUAUAAAAAACACAGUUGCCCUUCUUUCCCAGGCGAUGUAGAAAAUUUAGACUAUAGUUGCACUGUUAUAAGUAGUGACAUCCUCAAAAUUUUACUUUGUAAUUCUUCAAAAUUAUUUUUAUUGUGUCCAUAUGGAGAAAUUUCUUCAGAUCUUUGAUAUAUCAUAUUCAUUGAAAGACAUUUUCCUAUUUGUAUUGAUAAUGUGUUAAAAGUUGUUCGUGCUGAAUAAAAAACUUCAUUAAAUGUCUUAUUUAA